Messenger RNA from Salvelinus sp. IW2-2015, 1718 nucleotides. The record is from RefSeq and is a predicted model, not a curated record. NCBI's taxonomy places the organism in Eukaryota, Metazoa, Chordata, Actinopteri, Salmoniformes, Salmonidae.
AUGCCGCUCCAGAUGGUGAAGCGUCUCCUGCUGUGGUUUGUGUUCCUCCCUGACCCGGCUGAGUCCAACGGCUCCAGGACGAUACUGGAGACCCCAGCCCCAUCUAACACUGACAGCAGCAGCAGGCUCCACAGGAUUUUCCGGCUGGAACACAUCCUGCCCGGCAUCCUCCUGGAGACCAGUCCGCCUGUCUGCCCUCCUAAGUCGGCUUCAGUCAGGAGGACACACGGUUUCUAUGCUGUCAUAAUUUCAGUUUUCAUCUGGUUCCUCUCUCUGUCUCUCUCUCUCUCUCAGUUUCUCAUCUGUGGGAUGUGUGGAGUCCUGUGUGCUAGGAAGAGGACUGGACUCAUCGUAAAUGAUUUCAUUUUCUCAGCCUGCUGUAUCUGUGGUCUGAUUGGAGGGAUUCUCAACUUCCAGUUCGUUCGGGCGUUGUCACGACGACCGGACUCUCUCCGCUCGCUACACCUGGCGGCCAUGACCAUUGCCUGCCUGGGUAUCUCUUCCUGUACUCUCUCUACCUGGUUGACCUGUCGUCUGGCCAGUUCAGAACAACAGAGGAUGUUUCUGGAGAGAGAACACUCACUGCACCACUCACAUGAGAUGGCUGAGAAGGAACCAUACACACACGGAUCUUUUUGUGUUUCUAACAGGAGAUCCUGGACAACUCCAGCAACGGGAUUCCCCAGAUCUCCUACAACAGCAACACCACCUCUCUUUGACAACAGACACACAUUGUUGCCCUGACAACAGACACACCUUGUUGCCCUGACAACAGACACACAUUGUUGCCCUGACAAUGGACACACCUUGUUGCCCUGACAAUGGACACACCUUGUUGCCCUGACAACGGACACACCUUGUUGCCCUAACAAUGGACACACCUUGUUGCCCUGAUAACAGACACACCUCGUUCCGCUGACCAUGGGGUGAUAUCAUCCAACAGAGCUGAGCAGCACUAUUACACAGUUGUGUGUGGAGAACUUCAACACAGAUGGAAGAAGUUGUUUCCCAAAGGAAAACUGAAAUGAACGCUCUUCUUGGACAAGUUGUUACUAGUUCUGAUAGUCCUAACAGACAGUCACAUGACCUCUGACCUCACAGACCGUGGGGCCAGCCGCUUCAAACUAAUGAGCACAAAAGAAGCAUGCAAUCAAUUUGUAAUCUCUCUCUCUCUCUCUGGCUAUAUGAAUGCAGGUAUACUGUGUUUGAAGGAAAAAUGCUAUAGCUAUCUGAUGUAGAGCAGAAUAUGGAAUGCUUUAAAUAUUAUAUAUGCAACCAACGAUGCAAACUGAAUAUCAGUGGUGGCCAACCAUCCUCCUGGAGAGCUACUGGGUUUGCAGGCUUUUGCUCCAGCCCUGCUCUAACACACAUAAUUAAGUUAAUCAAGAUCCUGGAGACUGAACACCAAGAAGGUCUCAAGGAGGUGGGUUGGCUAACCCUGCUGUAUAUUCAUGCUUGUAUAUCAGGAAAACAAUCAUUAUCUAUGGAGUGACAAUAUGUUUCUUUAGGCUUCUAUCAAACACACAUAAAACUCUGGAAAUGUUAGAUGGUGUUGUAGAUUUCAUAACCAGUUCCAGAGACACACACACACAUAGAUGUCAGGCAUCCAUUCUGAUAUUGAAUUAAAGGAGACGUGCUCUCUGCUAAGGGGACUAUUGUCUGUGGGAGAACAAGAUAUUGAUCUCACACGCCAGUGUGUGUGCGUGUGUGCAUGCUAA